This is a messenger RNA of Mastomys coucha (southern multimammate mouse), 3043 nucleotides long. RefSeq names its product disintegrin and metalloproteinase domain-containing protein 1b-like. Lineage: Eukaryota; Metazoa; Chordata; Mammalia; Rodentia; Muridae. Gene Ontology annotation, molecular function: metalloendopeptidase activity. The record is from RefSeq and is a predicted model, not a curated record. The transcript has 2 exons. Bases 479 to 2545 code for a protein of 688 amino acids. Gene Ontology annotation, biological process: proteolysis; binding of sperm to zona pellucida; male gonad development. Gene Ontology annotation, cellular component: external side of plasma membrane; sperm head plasma membrane; plasma membrane.
GGGAGGGGCGUUCCGUGUGGCUCUGCUGAGUGAGCUGUAGGGAUGUUACGUCCUCUCCCAAGGUACAGCCACACACUGUAGAGUCAAUCAGUCUCGGCACAUCUCUCCAUCUUGUAAAAGGGACGUAAGAGAUGGAGUACAGGAGCUGACUUUGAAAGAAGCAACCAAGAACAGAAAGGGUGCUGAGGUGAGAGUUCCCAGGACGAGAUCCAGCCAGAAAGCUAAGCCCACGGAGGUGGGGAGGAACCAACACUUAAACACCCAGCAUAAAUGUGGGGAUAAUACCCAGGCCUCCAGGUGAGGAGAGCUGCUGCCGCCACUGAUGAUCAACACGCAAGCCCCACAGAAUCAACUGAGUCAGGAAGGUCAUGGCAGACCAGGCCACAGCAAGACAUUCAGCGUCCUCUUUCUCUUUCAAGUAGACUCCCAUAUGGCUUUGUAAGAGGUUGGAGGAAUCCUUCAGACUUGGCCUCCUCAGAUGGAGAGACUAAAGCUGGGGCAAAUCCCAGAACACUUGUGUAUCAGGCUGGUGGCCAUGUUGCUCUUGGCAAUAGUUUUUCUCCCGAGCACGUUCUGUGACAUAGGAUCUGUAUAUAAUUCUUCCUAUGAAACAGUCAUCCCUGAGAGACUGCCAGGCAAGGGGAGUGAAGAUCCUGGAGGGAAGGUGUCCUACAUGCUGUUGAUACAAGGCCAAAAGCAGCUGCUUCACCUCGAGGUAAAGGGACCCUACUCUGAGAAUAACUUCCCAGUCUACAUUUACCACAAUGGCAUCCUGGGGCAAGAAAUGCCUCCCCUCUCCCAGGACUGCCACUAUGAAGGCUACAUGGUAGGGGUGCCAGGUUCCUUUGUUUCUGUCAACAUCUGUUCAGGUCUCAGGGGGGUCUUGAUUAAAGAGGAAACAUCCUAUAGCAUUGAGCCCAUGCUCUCUUCCAAAAACUUUGAACACGUCCUCUACACCAUGGAUCAUCAGCCCAUGGUCUCCUGCAGGGUCACUCCUGAAGACAGCCCGGGGAACACCAGCCAUCAACAAAGAAGCAGGAAGCCUGAUGACCUACUGGUUCUGUCUGACUUGUGGUCACACACCAAGUAUGUGGAGAUGUUUGUUGUGGUCAACCACCAGCGGUUCCAGAUGUGGGGCAAUAAUGUCAACAAGACGGUCCAGGUGGUGGUGGACAUCAUUGCUCUGGCCAACAGCUUCAUUAGAGGGAUAAACACAGAGGUGGUGCUGGUGGGCCUGGAGAUCUGGUCAGAGGGUGACCCGAUAGAGCACGACCACAGCGGGGACUGCCUGCUUGAUGAGCCUUGGCGCCAGAGCCGCAAGCGCAGAGCCACCAAUUGUGGAAAUGGUAUGGUGGAGGAUUUGGAGCAGUGUGACUGUGGUAGUGACUGUGAUAAAAGUCAGUGUUGUGAUAACGACUGUAAACUAAAGGGAGACUCACAGUGUAGUGAUGAACUUUGCUGUUUUCAAUGUAAAUUUAAAAAGAAAGGAGAUGUUUGCCGUCCUGCUGAUGGACCAUGUGACCUGGAAGAAUACUGCAACGGGACCUCUGCAAAAUGCCCUGAGGACAGGAUAGCUCAAGAUGGCUCUGUUUGCCAUGGAACAUUCUUUUGUUUUGAGGGUAAGUGCAUGGACCCGAGCUUCCAGUGCUCACGUGUUUUUGGCUAUGGUGCAAAGUCUGCCCCAGAUAAUUGCUACACCUCUCUGAACACAAGAGGGGACCGGUUUGGAAACUGUGGCUUCUCUUCUGACAAUCCGAGAAAUUAUAACAAGUGUUCAGAUCAAAAUACAAUGUGCGGGAAACUUAUCUGUACAGAGGUAGCCUUCCUGCCACAAAUCAAACACAACCACAUGCUGAUCCAGGUCCCUCAAGUCGAGGACUGGUGCUGGAGUUUAGAUAUGUCUGACAAGGAAGGCGCCCUUGAUGAGGGACACGUGAGGAACAAGACUUACUGUGGCAGAGAUAAAGUUUGUGAGAAUUCCAUUUGUAAGGACUUCACCAUACCCCAACAACCCUGUAAUCCCAGGGGACAAUGCCACGAGCACGGGGUGUGCAAUGAUCUGGGGAACUGCCAUUGUUCAUUUGGAUUUGAACCUCCUGACUGCAAAAAUGAAGGUGCUGGAGGCAGUGUGGACAGUGGCCCCCCUGUUUCUAUGCCAGAUGACAAUACUACAGGACAAAACUCUACCCAAUCCAGUACAGAAGAGCUGAUCCUUAACUUAAAACUGAUCGUUCUGGCCGUCAUUCUGGUACUCAUGAUACUCUUAAUAAUCAUAUGCGUCAUAACUGCUUACAGCAGGUCAGAGCCUGCUUCCGAAGCAGAGCCUUCAGAGUUAGAGGAGGUUCCAGAAAGGGAGGAGGAGGAGGAGGAAGAGGUCCUACCAGAAGAGGCUGAGAAAGAAGAAGAAGAGGAGGAGGAGGAGCUGGAGAUAAAGGAAGAAGCAGCCGAAGAAGAAGCAGUAGAAAAGGAAGGAUCAGAAGAGGCAAACGUAGAAGAGGAAGAAGCCGAAAACACAGACAACUUAGAAGAAGAGGGAGAGGAAUAAGUGGGGGACAUAAAGCCAAUAAAUAGCUAAGCCUCUUGCAGCCCUGAGGAUGAGGCUCCUGGAAGCAGAGGCUGUGGGAACCGAGAGCUGCCACUCUCCCUGGGCGAGGGAGGAAGGAGCCGUCUGUCACUAUUGUUUAGUGGACAAGUGUUAGCAUACUAUUUCAGUACUUUAGUUUAUACAUUUCAUUUGAACUUGCCCUAUAACUUUGGAUAUUCUUGUUUUCAUAUCUUUGGGCUGAUUUUUUGGUCACCAGAAACGGUUUUUCAGGACAUGCUUUCCUCCACAUAAUUUUUUUUUGGGGGGGGGGAUAUAUGUAAUAUACUAUGUUCCUGAAUUUCUCACUAUUCCCAAAACUUUCAUUUCAAGUAACAAUUACCUAUUAUGUAAGGACAAUUUCCAUGACAUUCACUGUUCUAACUUGCCCAAAACUAUAUAUUCAAGGACAAGCCUUUAAAUAAAACUUCUACUGUUAGACACGUCUUCAGGUCCCAUGUA